Molecule: messenger RNA, 1831 nt
Organism: Echinops telfairi (small Madagascar hedgehog)
Lineage: Eukaryota; Metazoa; Chordata; Mammalia; Afrosoricida; Tenrecidae
Gene: HOGA1
Product: 4-hydroxy-2-oxoglutarate aldolase 1
Exons: 7
Coding region: 276-1265 (329 amino acids)
Biological process (GO): N-acetylneuraminate catabolic process
Molecular function (GO): 4-hydroxy-tetrahydrodipicolinate synthase activity; N-acetylneuraminate lyase activity
Source: RefSeq, a predicted model, not a curated record
CACUCUUUUUCUAGUUGGGACCCCAGGAAGCAGCUCUCCUUCUGGCAGGCGGGUCACUGGGAGGUGGCAUUUCUCCAGCAGCUCCCCGGGUGGGAGGAGGAGCCUGGGGCGUCGAGAGGCCUUGCCCCUGACCCUGGGGGUGCCCAGCCGAGGCCUGCUCCAGCGUUCCCAAGUCGGGGGCAGCCAAUCUUUAACAGGACACAUUGAUCAUUAACUGGACGUAGGAAGGAGCCCAAGAGCAGCCGCAUUCCGGGGCAGAGACCAGCUGGGUCGAAAUGCUGAGCCCCCGAGUCUGGUCCUCUGUGUGGCCGCGGCUGAGCAGGGGCCUGACCAGGAAUGUGGGGAGCCGGGCGUCAGGGGAGGGGAGGAAGGUGGACAUUUCAGGUAUCUACCCCCCGGUGACCACCCCCUUCACGGCCACUGCCGAGGUGAAUUAUGGGAAACUGGAGGAGAAUCUGCAUAAAUUGGGUACCUUCCCCUUCAAAGGCUUCGUGGUCCAGGGCUCCAACGGCGAGUUCCCCUUCCUGACCAGCAUCGAGCGCCUGGAGGUGGUGAGCUGCGUGCGCCAGGCCAUGCCCAAGGACAAGCUCCUGCUGGCUGGCUCCGGCUGCGAGUCCACACAAGCCACAGUGGAGAUGACCGUGAGCAUGGCCCAGGUCGGGGCCGACGCGGCCAUGGUGGUAACCCCUUGCUACUACCGCGGCCGCAUGAGCAGUGCUGCCCUCAUUCACCACUACACCAAGGUGGCUGACCUCUCCCCCAUCCCUGUGGUAUUGUACAGCGUCCCUGCCAACACGGGGCUGGACCUGCCUGUGGAUGCAGUGGUCACGCUGUCUCAGCACCCGAACAUCGUGGGCAUCAAGGACAGUGGCGGCGAUGUCACCAGGAUCGGGCUGAUCGUUCAUAAGACCAGGAGGCAGGAUUUCCAGGUGUUGGCUGGGUCUGCUGGCUUCCUGCUGGCCAGUUACGCCUUGGGAGCCGUGGGGGGCGUGUGUGCCCUGGCCAAUGUCCUGGGUGCCCAGGUGUGCCAGCUGGAGCGACUAUGCCUCACAGGCCAAUGGGAAGAUGCCCAGAAGCUGCAGCACCGACUCAUUGAGCCAAACACUGCGGUGACCCGGCGCUUUGGGAUCCCAGGGCUGAAGAAAACCAUGGAUUGGUUCGGCUACUACGGAGGCCCCUGCCGUGCCCCGCUGCUGGAGCUGAGCCCCUCGGACGAGGCGGCGCUGCGCUCGGACUUCACCAGCAACGGCUGGCUCUCAGAGUGAGGGACAGGCCGGCCUGAGACCCUGGGCCUCCAGCCUGGCCUGGGGCCACUUGAAGAGGAGCCUGGGGGCUGGGGCCAGCGGCUCCCUCCCACUCCAUCCUCCAGGUGGCCUCUCCCCAGGCACCGCCCCCCACUCAUGCCAACUCUGUCUCCUGAGCCCCUCACUCUGUGGCCACUUCCUUCUCCGAGGGCCAGGAGCCAGAGGGAAAGGCAGGGUGGCCGGGCAUGUUCUCCCCCAACUCUUCAGCGCUGACCUGAGCGGCCCAAGGCAGUCUGCAGGCGAGGAAAGUGCCUGUGGUCUCUGCAAGGCUUCCCAGCGACAAGCCUCAUUAACAGGGGUUUGUCUCUAGCCCUGGAAACUAACCACGCACCAGCCAGCAGGGUCGGGAGCCAGCCCGAUGGCGACACCUGGGGGCUGCAUGUUACCAUUACAGGGGCCGGCAAACUUUGAGACGCAAGAGCCAAUCCUGUUCCUCACAAAUUUGAAAAUUGUUUAGGAGCCAUACAUAAAUUUUUACAACAAAUGAGAUCGCCAUUAUCAGAAUAAAAGUUUUGUUGUGACUUUCA